This is a messenger RNA of Paramuricea clavata, 1081 nucleotides long. The record is from the annotation of a GenBank genome assembly. Lineage: Eukaryota; Metazoa; Cnidaria; Anthozoa; Malacalcyonacea; Plexauridae.
AUGACUAACGUCUCAGGAUGCUAUGGCGGCGGUUGGACAAUGGUGAUGAAGAUUGAUGGAAGCUUGGUAAGCGUGCGUGUAGAUUUAAUGAUUACUUCUGCUUUGUAUCUCACUGCUCUGAAGAUGUCUUAAGUAAAAGACGAAACGUUUGCUUUUUAGUAAAUGUUUUAAACUAUAUUUUUGCUAUGGCUCCUUUAUGUAUUCUUUGCUGGGCAUUAAUAUUUAUCUUAAGUUUAAUGAUUAUGUAUCUGCGAAUCAGAAUGCAAAUAUACUUUGUACAGCGAUGCAAGUUUCCUGUAAACAAAUUCCAUGUUUUCGUCCGCGUUUGUUUGUUUGUGUGUGUGUUUAAAGUUUGUCUUGCUUUGCCCGGGAAAAUAAACCGAAUGUGCAAUUAGCCUAUUGUAUAAUUAAUGCACGAUAUAAUUUAUACAUAUUAAUAAAUCCGAUUGCGGAAAUAUGCAGGCUCAGAAUGUCCUCUAGUUUCUUAACAUAUUUGUUUUUAUAGAGUACUUUCAAAUACAAUUCCUCCCAUUGGACGAACAAAACAACUUACAAUGACACUGACUAUGGGCGAAACGGCGGUUUAGACAACGGACAAUAUAAAGGAUCGACUUACUCGACAACCUCAUUUGAAGAAAUUUGUGUCGGUAUGAAAUAUGAUGGUAAUUUCAGAGCAUUCUCUUUCCGGUAUCCGGCAUCAUCAUUGUAUGAUUUGAUCGCAGACGGAAACUAUCGACAAACUGAUGUUAGUCGGAAGCAGUGGAAAGGUUUAAUCAAUGGAUCAUCCUUACAGGAGAAUUGCAAUAGACAAGGAUUCAACGUGCGAGGUGAUACCACGAACCCUGUACAUUAUAAAGUGACUGUAAAAGUUCGGUUGGGCAUUGUUGCAAACGAACAAAAUGAAUGUGAUACACCAGACUCUUUCUUAGGCCUGGGAGCUGGAGGUGAUCUGAAUCAUCUCAAGAUCGCGUGCGGGUCUGAUUCACAUACAUCUGCCAACGCCGCGGGUAAUAUUGCCCAGUGUAGUGCAGACAACGGAAACAAGAAUGCCAGAGCCAUGGCAUACAUUUUGGUUCGUUAA